AUGGCGCAGGAGCAGCUGGUGUUGAGAGGCAUAAUGAGGGCCCAUACAGAUUGGGUAACCGCCAUUGCCACGCCGGUAGAUAACACCGACAUGAUAGUCACGUCUUCUCGUGACAAGUCCAUUAUUCUGUGGAAUAUCACUAAGGAAGACAGGACCUAUGGCGUCGCUCGCCGCCGCCUUACCGGCCACUCCCACUUCGUCCAGGACGUUGUCCUUUCCUCUGACGGUAUGUUCGCGCUUUCCGGGAACUGGGACGGCGAGCUCCGUCUGUGGGACCUCCAGACUGGUGCUACAACCCGCCGAUUUGUUGGGCACACUAAGGAUGUGCUCUCGGUUGCGUUUUCUGUUGACAACAGGCAAAUUGUUUCUGCUUCGCGUGAUAAGUCUAUUAAGCUUUGGAAUACUUUGGGUGAAUGCAAGUACACUAUUCAAGACAGCGAUGCCCACUCUGACUGGGUUUCCUGUGUCCGGUUUUCUCCCAAUACGCUUCAACCUACUAUAGUGUCUGGGUCGUGGGAUAGGACUGUGAAAAUCUGGAAUUUGAGUAAAUGUAAGCUGAUGAUGAUGAGAAUUAAGCAUUGGGCCCAGUUGCUGCUGAGAUCCACCUUGGCUGGGCAUACCGGGUCGGUUAAUACGGUGGCUGUUUCGCCUGAUGGGUCCUUAUGCGCGAGUGGUGGGAGAGAUGGGGUGAUAUUGCUAUGGGAUUUGGCGGAAGGGAAGAAGCUUUACUCGUUGGAAGCUGGUUCAACUAUUCAUUCGCUUUGCUUCAGUCCCAACAGGUACUGGCUCUGUGCUGCCACUGAAGCCAGCAUUAAGAUAUGGGACUUGGAGAGCAAGACUGUUGUUGUGGAUCUUAAGGUGGAUUUGAAACAGGAGAGUGAGAUGGCUGCUGAAGAGACUACUCAAACCAGUAACAAAAACAAGAUACUAUACUGCACUAGUCUCAAUUGGAGUAUUGAUGGCAGCACUCUUUUCAGCGGUUAUACUGAUGGUGUCAUCAGAGUUUGGGGUGUUGGCCGUUACUAG
This is a messenger RNA of Fraxinus pennsylvanica, 1026 nucleotides long. NCBI's taxonomy places the organism in Eukaryota, Viridiplantae, Streptophyta, Magnoliopsida, Lamiales, Oleaceae. The record is from the annotation of a GenBank genome assembly.